This is a messenger RNA of Penicillium argentinense, 2001 nucleotides long. Its product is annotated as nonhemolytic phospholipases C family protein. Gene Ontology annotation, molecular function: hydrolase activity, acting on ester bonds. The transcript is spliced from 6 exons. NCBI's taxonomy places the organism in Eukaryota, Fungi, Ascomycota, Eurotiomycetes, Eurotiales, Aspergillaceae. The record is from RefSeq and is a predicted model, not a curated record. The coding region runs from base 1 to 2001 and encodes 666 amino acids.
AUGAUCUGGCUCCUGGGAUUCGCCCUCGCGGCACUCCUGGCAAGCUCGCCCGUCUACGCAGGCUCUCUCAAGGAUAUUGAGCAUGUCGUGAUCUUCAUGCAGGAAAAUCGUGCUCAGGACACGUACUUUGGCAGUAUGGCCGGUGUUCGGGGUUUUAAUGACCCCAAUGUGCAAGUCAAUGCCGAUGGACUGUCCGUCUGGAACCAACAGGUUGAUCCGGAUAUGUCGGACCGGACCAACACGCUUCUGCCCUUCUACCUGGGCUGGAAGGGUGGCGAGACCCUGGAUUCCAUCCAGUGCAUGGCUGCUGGUGACAAUGGCUACUAUGCAAACCAGGCUGCGUACAAUCACGGUCUGAACAACCACUGGGCGCUCAACAACACGCCGUGGAGUUGGGGAUACUACAAGCGUGACGAUAUUCCGGUCCAGUUUGCUAUUGCCGAAGGAUGGACCUCUGCAGACAUGUAUCAGGAAUCGCAAAUUACCGCCACCAACCCCAACCGGGUGACCCUCGUCAGUGGCUCCAUUAAUGUCCCCGGCGGCCCUCAGCAGCCCCAUCAGGGUGGAGUCUAUAUUGACAAUAACGAGAUGCCCGGUAUGUUCUCUGUCUCGAAUGAUGUAUCUGCUUCAGCGCUAACAAAAUUCCCAGGAUGCGAGAAGCCCGGGGUCAGCUGCUACCCGCUCAAGUGGAAGACCAUUUUCGAAUUCUACGAAGAGGCCGGCGUUUCUUGGCAGCUAUAUCAGGAUACUAACAACUUUGACGACAAUCCUCUCGCCUGGUUCUACCAGUUCCAGAAGGCUGACAAGGAUCACCCUCUGACAAAGAAGGGCAUGUCAUUUGUGGGCCUGAACCGGUUCUAUGAGGAUGCUGCAAAGGGCACGCUUCCCGAGGUCAGCUUCAUUGUUGGUCCUACCGAGCUCUCCGAGCACCCUCCCUACAUGCCAAAGGAUGGCGGCUGGUUGCAGAAGAAGGUCACGGAUGCCGUGACCAGCAGCCCCAAGUAUUCCUCUACUCUUCUCAUGAUCAGCUUCGACGAAACUGGCGGCUUCGGUGACCAUGUCACUCCUUUCCACCCUCCUCCCGGUACCCCAGGAGAAUGGAUGAAGGAUCCCUAUGGAGUUUUCGGUGACGUCUUUGUUGGACCUGGUGAGUACUUUCAACUGUGUUUCUUUAGAAACGCGUCUGAUAGCUUUGUACCUCUAGGUUUCCGUGUUCCCUUCGUCAUGGUUUCCCCGUGGACUCGUGGCAACCGUGUGUUCACCGAGCGCUGUGAUCAUAACUCGCAGAUCCUGUUCGUCGAGCAGUGGUUGACUGCCCGAGGAUACUCGAAGAUCCAGACCGACCAGAUGGUGCCCUGGCGUCGCGCUCAUAUGUCGAAUCUGGUCAACGCUCUGGACUUGGAUCACCCCGACUAUUCUCUCCCGCAUAUCCCGGACACCCCAGAUCCUCAGACGGAUAACAACGGCAACUACAUUGGAACAUCCCAAUGCCAGUCGCGUCACCGCCAGACCCGCCCUCCCGUUCCGUACGGCGAGCAGAGCAAUGUGACCGAGGCUCUGUACUUCGAGGAUGGUUUCAAGGAGGUCAUUGGCUAUCUGACCGAAGGUCGCUACCUGGUUUUCGAGAAGAACCGCAGGGCCCUGCGAAGCUUCCCGGGCCAUGACCACCUCACGACGAGCCCCAGUCGCCCUGAAGUCGAUCGAAAGGAACACCGCUGGAUCCUCUGGUACACCGAAGAUGAAGAAAGCGAGGUCUUCAACAUCCAAAGUGCACUUGAUGGUCGCUGGAUCGGAACUCGCGGCGAAAUGCACAGCGACAAGAAGUAUGCCGCCCGGAUCCGGAUCAUUUUCCUGGGCAACGGCCUCGGAUACAACUUGCAGUAUGCCAACAACGGUCAAUACAUUGAUAUGGAUGUGGAUGGCAACUUGAGGCUGCACAGUGGACAGGAUAUGACCUACGGCCGCGGAUUCCACGUCUGGAGUGUGACUUAUCACAACUGA